AAACACUUGAAAAGUCUCACUUUCGUUAUCCGUUUCCAGUUUCUACCAAGGAGAGUCUUCUCAAUGACAGUCUAGCAUUCAAAAAGAUUUAUCACAUAACACAACAAGUAAGCAGAGUAUUACAAAACAAUGGUGGGUAGUAUUGUUGGCAGUAACAUGGCGGCGACUGAUGCGAGGUUUCUAAGUUCCAAUUUUGGUAACAGUUUCAGCAUCAACACCAGACUUCACAGAUUCCAUGAUCGCUCCCAAAUCGUAAUCCCUAGGGCUCAGUCUUCUUCUCCGUCCCCAUCUCCCCCCUCCGACAAAAAGAAGUCCAAGACCCGACCCGGUACCACAACCAUUAAGGAAAGCGAAGAGACUGCGGCGAAGAAACUCGACGCAGCACCAGCAGCUCCGCCUUCGCCUCAGUCACCGCCGUCACUGAAGCUGGACGAUGUGAACCCUGUGGGGUUAGGACGGCGAUCGCGGCAGAUCUUCGAUGAGGUGUGGCGUAAAUUCUCUGGAUUAGGUCAGAUGUCGAGGACGACCCGACCCGAUGAGCAGGAGACUCUUGAUAGUCUUCUCAUUAGAGAAGGACCUAUGUGUGAGUUCGUUGUUCCUGGCGCUCAAAACGUCACCGUUUUAGUCGUCGGAGCUACUAGUCGAAUCGGCCGUAUCGUCGUCCGUAAACUCUUGCUCCGUGGCUACACCGUUAAGGCACUGGUGAGGAAACAAGAUGAGGAAGUGAUGAGUAUGCUGCCAAGAUCAGUGGAUAUUGUUGUUGGAGAUGUGGGCGAACCGUCAACGCUCAAAUCCGCAGUUGAAAGCUGCAACAAGAUCAUCUACUGCGCCACAGCUCGGUCUACUAUUACUGCUGACCUUACCCGGGUUGAUCAUUUGGGUGUUUAUAACCUCACCAAGGCUUUUCAGGUAUAAACUAAGUUUGUCCAC
This is a messenger RNA of Camelina sativa (false flax), 930 nucleotides long. The record is from RefSeq and is a predicted model, not a curated record. NCBI's taxonomy places the organism in Eukaryota, Viridiplantae, Streptophyta, Magnoliopsida, Brassicales, Brassicaceae.